Messenger RNA from Exophiala spinifera, 1398 nucleotides. RefSeq lists its product as uncharacterized. The coding region runs from base 1 to 1398 and encodes 465 amino acids. NCBI's taxonomy places the organism in Eukaryota, Fungi, Ascomycota, Eurotiomycetes, Chaetothyriales, Herpotrichiellaceae. The transcript has a single exon. Gene Ontology annotation, biological process: regulation of transcription by RNA polymerase II. The record is from RefSeq and is a predicted model, not a curated record. Gene Ontology annotation, molecular function: zinc ion binding; DNA-binding transcription factor activity, RNA polymerase II-specific.
AUGCCUCCACGCUUGGCCCAUCGAAAGUCUCGCACCGGUUGUCGGCGCUGCAAGGAGCGCAAGGUCAAAUGCACUGAAGAACGCCCCAACUGUGCCGCAUGUGCCCGCCACGGCGUCGAGUGCGAAUACCUCGAAUACUCUUCCUCGCCCAAGUCAGCCUCUGUGCCCCGUGGACGCCGUACAACAGCCAAAUCUCCCCCGGCACGAUGCCCCCCCGAGCCUGCAUCGAGCAGCUCGGCCAGCGUGUCCGCCCGCGAUGUCAGCAUCAGCCCACCGAGCGGAUUCGACUUGCCUUACGCCAGGAACCUGCCGGGUCAAAUGCCAGACGCUCUCCGCUCCCAGAUCGAGCUGUAUCUGCUCCACCGCUUCAAGUCUACCGUCAGCCAGAGUUUUCCUUCUUCGCAAACCCGGCAUAUGAAGGACGUUUUUGCUGUGCACGCGACCGAGGUGGCCUUUGAUCACCCAUACCUCCUCAAUGCCAUCUUCGCCGUCACAGCGCUCUACCUGUGCAUGGGCCAGCUGCAAAACCUACACCAGACCCAUCCGGCUCAGCUUCCAAAGGCGCUCCAGUAUGUCGACUUCGCGCAGAUACACCGAACCUAUAUCAACAUGGCCAUAGCACAGGAGCGCGAUGAGCUGUCGUCGCUGGGUCCGCACAAUGCCGACGCCGUGGGGUUGACGUCCAUCCUGUUCUCCAUCAUGUCGAUUUGUCUCCUCUCGGAUGCCCCAACGGCCCCCGACGCCGAGUGGUUCCCGCCCAUACAGUGGAUGACACUCUCGUCCGCCAUACAGACCGUCUUCCAAGAAGCCGUCCCUUACCUCGACGAGGGCGCCGUGAUGAAUUAUAUGCGCGCCAACCGCGAGCCCAAUCUUUACGACACCGAUGCCCUCUUCGACCCGAAUAACACUGUUCCUUUUCACAGCAUUCUGGAAUUUGAAGACCCGCAAAGCCACAUCCAAAGCGAAACGCCGUCACGCGCCGCCGACCAGGGAGACACAAAGAAGGCGGCAAAGGAAGAGAGUGAAGCGUACCAAAGCACCCUGGCCAUGAUCGGAAGCAUCUUCAACGCCGUCCGCGCCGGCGAGCCCAGCCACUAUGUGUGUAUGCGGGUGAUGGCGUUCGGCCCACUCGUGCCCCGGUCGUACACUGCGCUGCUGGCGCAAAAGAGGCCUCGUGCGAUGGUCAUCAUGGCAUAUCUCAUGGUCUUCGUCAAGUACGUCGACAGCUAUUGGUGGUUCCGGGGCCGGGCUGAGAAGGAAAUCCUCGGCAUCCGGAGUGCACUCCCGGAUAGGUGGCAGUGGGCUUUGAGGUGGCCUUUGGCUGUCCUGGCGAAUCCGGAGUACGCAAAGUCCGACCCGGCCACGUACUAUCGAGAACAUCAACCUGAGUUUUUAUAA